Messenger RNA from Linepithema humile (Argentine ant), 1635 nucleotides. RefSeq names its product Brix domain-containing protein peter pan (gene ppan). Gene Ontology annotation, biological process: rRNA processing; ribosomal large subunit assembly. Gene Ontology annotation, molecular function: rRNA binding. Gene Ontology annotation, cellular component: preribosome, large subunit precursor. The record is from RefSeq and is a predicted model, not a curated record. Lineage: Eukaryota; Metazoa; Arthropoda; Insecta; Hymenoptera; Formicidae.
UGGAGAGAAAAAGAUAAACUCUGAACUAGUGCAGCCAGUUCAGCUAUAAAGAACAGACCUAUAGAAGUCUGUGGUGUUGACUACACGUGGUGAGAGAUUUAACUUAAUCCUAAUCUAAAAAAACAGAAUGGGUCACGGAAGAAAGGGUCGAUGUGUAAAGCGAAAUAAGAAAAUAAAUGUAGGAGAAAAGGAAGAAUUGAUACAAGCGCCUCAUUCCUUUGUACUUCAUCGCGGAUUGCCAGGCGAACAUAUUAUAGAGCUUACUAAAGAUUUUCGCAGAGUAAUGGAACCUUUUACAGCUUCGUCUUUGAAGGUUCGAAAGAAAAAUACAAUUAAAGACUUUGUUUCUGUUUCGAGCGUCCUUCAUGUUAGUCACAUGUGUAUAUUUACAAAAACGGAAUUGGGAAUGUAUCUCAAGCUUUGCAGGUUGCCCAGGGGACCUACACUUACUUUUAAAAUACACAGCUUCUCUUUAGCACGAGAUGUAAUAUCUAUGUUGAAGAAGCAAAUGGUAUAUGAAGAAGCUUUCAAGAGUUCUCCACUAGUAGUUUUAAAUAAUUUUAGUGGGGAAGGCAUGCAAUUGAAACUUAUAGCUUCUAUGUUCCAGAACAUGUUUCCUGCCAUAAAUUUGACUACUGUUAAUUUGAGUACAAUUCGCCGUUGUGUAUGUUUAAAUUAUAAUGCAACAACAAAAACCAUCGAUUUCAGACAUUAUGCAAUCAAAGUUAUACCUGUAGGUUUAUCAAAGGGUAUUAGUAAAAUUGUACAAGCAAAAGUUCCAAAUUUAUCAAAAUGUCAAGAUAUUUCGGAAUUCUUAACGAAACCGGGAAUGUCUGAAAGUGAAGCGGAAGAUGAUGAGACUAAUCGUGUUACAUUAUCACAAGAAUUAUCUUCAAGAGGAAAUUAUGCUAACUCCCAGAGUGCGAUUCGAUUAUUUGAAUUAGGACCCAGAAUAACAUUACAGUUAAUCAAAGUGGAAAAUGGGCUUCUUGAUGGUGAAGUUCUUUUCCAUGAAUUUGUACAUAAAACAGAGGAAGAAAAACUGAUAAUAAAGAAAAAGAGGGACAAAAAAAAGAAAUUGAAAGAAGAAAGGAAAAAGAUACAAGAAGAUAAUGUAGAAAAGAAGAAAGCUCUUCAAAAAUCUUUUGAGAAAACUGAGAUAGAAGAAGAUGAUGAUGCACAAUAUUAUCGUGAAGAAGUAGGAGAAGAACCUGAUAAAGAUUUGUUUCAAACAAAAGUUGGCACCAAGAGGCCACAUAAAUAUGUAACAAAAUUUAAAUCGAAGAAAACCAAAGGUAAUUACCUUUAAUCCACUUUGGUUUUCUUGAUACAAUUCAAUUGAUACAAUUCAAUUGCAUGUACUAAUUGUUCACGCUUGCGCAAUAAAAGAUAGAAACUUUGACUAUGAAAAUAUGAACUGUUAGUUACCCCCACUUUUCCUAUCUAACCCGUGUACUAUCUAACCCGUGUACUAUCUAACCCAUGUAUAAGGACAUGUAUUCAACAUCUUUCGAUAUUUUGUCCUAUCGAAGAAAACCAAAGUGGAUUAAAGGUAAUUACCUUUGGUUUUCUUCGAUAGGAAAAAAUAUCGAAAGAUGUUGAAUACAUGUCCUUAUACAUGGGUUAGAUAGUACA